Molecule: messenger RNA, 222 nt
Organism: Clunio marinus
Lineage: Eukaryota; Metazoa; Arthropoda; Insecta; Diptera; Chironomidae
Source: the annotation of a GenBank genome assembly
AUGUUCAACUGGCAACGAGAAACCAAAGCAAGUUCUACCGUCAAGCAACAAAAGAAAGAAGGAAGCAGACAAACUGCAAAGCUUCUCAAUAUCAAAGGGUUGCAUGGUAAGCGUUUGGAAAUUAUUCAUUGUCGUGGAACAUCAGCACAACCAACUCACCAAAUUCUAACGAAAGAACUUCACUCCAAAGUCGAUCUGAGAUCACACUCCAAAAAUAACUGA